CCCGGAGAUCCCACACCACAUGCUAGUGCAAACAUAUCACACCAGAGCACACUGCCACAGGACCACACACAUCAAAGGGGGGAGAUGGCUCUCCAGACAGAGGAUGACGCGAGCAGCUGGACUGUUAAGCAGGUGGGCCAGUGGCUGGAAGCAGAGGGCUUCCCUGAUUAUGUGCCGUUGCUAUGUGACCAACACCGCCUGGACGGCCCGAGUCUGCUGAGCCUGAGGGAGACCGACCUGCGCACUCCUCCACUGCAGAUGACCGUGCUGGGGGACAUUAAGAGACUCAUGUUGGCCGUGAACAGGUUGCAGAGCAAGAAUCCUUCAGUUAUGCCUGAACCAGGGAUCACCCACUUGGAUGGAGCACCUGUAAUUGGAGCCACCAUGGAAUACAAUGGAAGACACCAACACAGGGGCGCAUGUGAGGACAAGGUGACGUCCAGACUACAGGGCCCCUGCCAGGCAAAUGGCCACCAUCACCACAAUGCAAGCCCGGAGCACUGGCAUCCCUACUCCAAUGGGAAAUGGAGGGAUGCACAGUUAGAUCCUGAGUACUGGAAGACGGCCUUCAGCGUUGUCUAUUUCGUGUUUGUUUGCGGUGCCUCCGCCUGUGUCAUGGUGAUUGUACAUGAGAGGGUACCUGAUAUGCGCACAUAUCCUCCCCUUCCUGAUAUUUUCCUGGACAGUGUGCCUAGAAUCCCAUGGGCCUUUGCCAUGGCUGAAGUAUGUGGACUAACCCUUGGAAUCAUGUGGAUCCUGGUGCUGCUAUUACAUAAACACAGGUCCAUUUUAUUCCGCCGUCUGUGCUCCCUGAUGGGCACAGUCUUUCUCCUGAGAUGCGUCACCAUGCUCAUUACAUCGCUCUCGGUGCCAGGAGUUCAUUUACAGUGUUCAGCAAAGGAGUAUCUGGACAACUGGGGAAAGAUUCAGAGAGCCCUGACUAUCUGGUCUGGCCUUGGAAUGACCCUGACUGGAGUGCACACCUGUGGAGAUUAUAUGUUCAGUGGGCACACAGUAGUCCUUACCAUGCUCAACUUCUUCAUCACAGAAUACACUCCUCGAGGCUGGUACUUUGUUCACACCGUGUCCUGGGUGUUGAAUCUGUUUGGGAUCUUCUUCAUCCUGGCCGCACACGAGCACUACUCCAUUGAUGUGUUUGUGGCCUUCUACCUGACCACGCGCCUGUUCCUCUACUACCACACACUCUCCAACACACGGGCCUACCAGAGGAGCCGCCGCGCACGCGUCUGGUUCCCCCUCUUCUCCUUCUUUGAGUGCAAUGUGGAUGGCCCAGUACCCAACAGGUACUGCUGGCCUUUCCCAAGACCACAUCUUCUGAAGAUAAUUAUCGGUUAAAAACAAAGGAACAAAGUAUGUUUCCAUUGUGGGUGGAUGACUGUCUAAAGGAUACUGCAUAGAUAAUGUUUUACCCCUCUAUAUUAUUUAACUCAUGGUAGUAAUACUAGUAUUUGAACCCUAUUCAUAACAAUGACAAAUCUUGAAUAUUAUUUAUUUAUGUUAUAUUUAUGGAUUCUGAGCCAAGGAGAUCUUAUGAAAUAUUAAGACUGUAAAGGGUAUUUUACUUUCACUUCAACAAAUGCACUUUAUGUAUUUUAAGACCAAAACACAAAUACAAGAACACAUGAAAUAAAAAGUUAUUGUUACUUUUUUUUCAGUCCCUUUGUCCUCCGCCACAAUAUCUGAUGAUUUCACAGAAAUGACAUGCUCAAAUUGCCAUGCAGCAUAUGGAUAUUGUUGGGCAGGUUUGUUCUUGGUGCCGGUUAGAAAGCAUGGGGUUAGUCUACAGCUCAGAGAGAGUAAGCUAGACAUUCAACAGCGGUGUCUCAAACAAAACAAGGGCAUUGGAUGAACCAAGAUAUUGAGAAGCCACCUAUGAUGUUUGCUCAUCUCCACAGAACUACAGUCAAUGGGUUAGUGAAGACGGAAGUUUUAAGCUAUGUAUGGGUCAUGGCUCUUUGAAGCGCAUUCUGUCUUGUUGUAAAACUAGCCUGACCCAAAAUCACAACACCUGGAGACAUAAUCAGGUUUUAAAAACACAGAGGUGCUGAGCGUUAACUAGAGGUUAACGGAAAGAUGGGGCAAAGCAUUGGAAACUCCUAGACAUUGUAAGGCAACUGCAAGUAUUGUUGUGACUGCUUUGAGACCAGACUGUUGCAAAUGCAAUUUUCACACAAUGUAUGGUCCAUCACAACCACAUUGUGUGGGGAGGAUGAGCUUGAUUUAUUUGUACAAUUGCUGUAGUUUUGUUGAUGGGUUUAAUAAGACAUCUUGUAAAAGGGGGGCCUUGGGAGAUUUUUUAUUUUUAAAGGCCAGUUAUUUCAUGGAUCCAGAUAUGCAUCCUGAUAAAGUUCCCUAGGCCUUU
This is a messenger RNA of Sardina pilchardus (European sardine), 2383 nucleotides long. RefSeq names its product sphingomyelin synthase-related protein 1-like. The transcript is spliced from 7 exons. The record is from RefSeq and is a predicted model, not a curated record. Bases 85 to 1356 code for a protein of 423 amino acids. Gene Ontology annotation, biological process: ceramide biosynthetic process. NCBI's taxonomy places the organism in Eukaryota, Metazoa, Chordata, Actinopteri, Clupeiformes, Clupeidae. Gene Ontology annotation, cellular component: endoplasmic reticulum membrane; Golgi membrane; plasma membrane. Gene Ontology annotation, molecular function: sphingomyelin synthase activity; ceramide cholinephosphotransferase activity; protein binding.